AUGCAUCUCUCCAAGACCCUCAUUCCACUCGCCCUCCUCGCCCCCUUGGCAGCCGCGAUUCCCGACGAUGCAAACCCGCUCUUAGACAUUCUGACAGCCGACGACUCAACUCCUGAGUCUGCCUACAGCGUCAACCCUGCCGUCGCUGAAACCGCCGUCGGUGCACCCGUUGGCGUCAGCGGCCCUGUCGCGACUAGCAGCCCUUCGGCUGAUGACUCGGAUUCCGAGACCGAGACCGAGAUCUCCAACGCCAGCACAGGCUCUGGCAGUGUCAGCACCAGCAGCGCUGAGCCGGAAACAACUGCGGACGCCCCAAGCACCACCACGACGUCAAUCCCUACAAACAUCCUCACGGCCAUUGAAUCCGACCCUACGGGCUCCGCGGCUGGAUCUAUGACGACUGUGGUUGCUACUACUACAACCCACCAAUCGGGCUCCGGUGCUGCCGAGACUUCGUCCACUGCCACUGCAACUCCCUCUGAUGGUAGCGAGGGCAGUGCUGCGUCCCCGACGCCGACGGAUGAUGGCGCUGCUGCCGUGCUUGGAAGUCCCGCUUCCAUGUUGGGGGCCGUUUUGCUCUCAUUCGCUGUCCGUUUCUUCUAG
This is a messenger RNA of Aspergillus nidulans FGSC A4, 603 nucleotides long. RefSeq lists its product as uncharacterized. The transcript has a single exon. The coding region runs from base 1 to 603 and encodes 200 amino acids. The record is from RefSeq and is a predicted model, not a curated record. Lineage: Eukaryota; Fungi; Ascomycota; Eurotiomycetes; Eurotiales; Aspergillaceae.